UGGAUGAUAGCCGCGGCUUCGUGCUCGUCAUCUGCAUGAACGUUCUGCAGCCUGUCACAUGUGGCGGCAGAGAGGAAAUGGCGGCUGGCUUUACUUCUUUUACGUGUGCCACGCUUGUGUCCUGUGUCCAACAUGCACUAUGAUGUCUACUAGCUCAAUAAAUCCUCCGUCUUCUGCUCACCGCUAUUUGGGACAAACACUCCCUCUUUGUUCUCAAUUUGGAUGACGUGAUGGCAUUUCAUUCCUGGACGAUACACUUUCCUUUCAUACAGGGCUGUCCAAACCUUUUCCAUUUUGUAAGAAGUUAUCUCGAGUAUAUUUCAUCUCAGCUUCGUCAUGGAGGCGGAAAGGGGAUUUAUUUUCCAAAUAUUUCAACUUCUUCUUAAUUACUCUUAAAUCAUAUUUCCUUUUCGUAAUGUUCAGACUUUUUUCCCCCACAAUAUUUUGACGUUACUCCCAUAAUUUUUUACUUUCCCCCCAGCUUAAUUCUCCCAAAAUUACAACUUUAUUGACGACUUAAUUUUUUUUUUAAAACAUGUUUCAUCUCGAUGCGCCUUAAAAGUUGUAUGCUAUUAUUUGUCCUUAUAAUAUUAAGUUUAUAAUUUUUAAAAAAUAUUUCCAUAAUAUUUUAAGUUCAUUCUCGUAACAUUAUACAUUUUCUACAACCUAAUUUCCCCCAAAAAUACUACUUUAUUUACAGCUUUAAAAAAAGAAUGCAUUUUUUGUUUAUAUUUCACAUCUACGUGACUAAAAUGAGGUUAUAUUUCCUCAUAAUGUCACAAGUUCAUUGUCAUACAAUUGUAAUUUUUUUUUGAUAAAAUGCGACUUUUUUGUCUUAAUAUUUAGAUUUUAUUCUUGUAAAAUUAAGGCUUUUUUUUUAGCUUUUUUAUUUGCCAACAAUUCCAACUUGCGUCUUGUAUAUUUUCUCCUCAUAAUUGUGAGAGUUAUUCCACUUUAUUGCCAUAAUGUAAUACUUUACAUAAUAAUACUUUAUCUUCAUUACCUUAUACAUUUUGCGCAACCUAAUUUUCCAAAAAUUACAACAUUGUUUAUGACUUUUUUUUUUAAAUUACGUGUUUUUUUCUUGAAUAUUUCAACUCUGUGCUACUAAAAUGACAUUCUUUUCCUUAUAAUAUUACAAGAUUAUUCUUGUAAUAUUGUAACUUUUUUUGAAAAAUGCAACUUUUUUUCCUUAAUAUUUGGACUUUAUUCUCCUAAAAUUACAGCUGUUUUUCAAUUACUGAUGUUGCUGUUGUUUUUUUUCAAUUAUUUUUUCUUUUUGUAAAUGCCAUCCAUCCAUCCACUUUCCUCCGCUUAUCCGGGUCCAGGUCGCGGGGCAGCAGUCUCAGUAGGGAAGUCCAGACUUCCCGGUCCCCGACCACCUCCUCCAGCUCCACCGGGAGGACAACAGGGCGUUCCCAGGCCAGCUGUGAGACAUAAUCCCUCCAGCGUGUCCUAGGUCUGCCCGGUGGCCUUCUCCUGGCUGGGCAUGCCCGAAACGCCUCACCAGGGAGGCGUCCGGGAGGCAAUCAGACUAGAUGCCCGAGCCACCUCAGCUGGCUCCUCUCCAUGUGAAGGAGCAGCGGCUCUACUCUGAGCUCCUCCCGGAUGACUGAGCUCCUCACCCUGUCUCUUAGGGUGAGUCCAGCCACCCUACGGAGGAAACUCAUUUCGGUCGCUUGUAUCCGCGAUCUCGUUCUUUCGGUCACGACCCAAAGCUCAUGACCAUAGGUGAGGGUGGGAACAUAGAUCGAACGGUAAAUUGAGAGCUUAGGGGGCUAUUAAUAAGCCCACACCAGCUCGCCGCCUCACCCUGCAGCAACUCCAGAGUACAACAAGGUCCAGCCCCUCUGGGGGAGUUUGGUUCCAGAACCCAAACUGUGGGUCUAGGUGAGUCAGACGAUGACUAGUUGGAAUGUCUCAACCUCUUUUGCAUGUUUGGGCUCCUUCCCCACCACAGCAGUGACAUUCCAUGUUCCAAGGACCAGGUCACCCAGGUGCCCGCCCUCAACCGCCGCCCAAAACACAUAGCACCGGACACAUAUGCUUGUCCCCGCAUGUGGUGGGUCUACAGGGGGGAGAUCCCGUGUAUCUUACGUCCGGGCGAGGUGAGGUCCCUCUUCUUGUUUGUUGUGUUUAUUCAUAAGGUCUUCUGAAUCACUCUUGGUCUGGCCCGUCACCCAGGACCUGUUUGCCUUGGGAGACCCUACCAGGGGUCCACAUAGCCCCAGACCACAUAGCUCCUAGGAUCACUCGGGCACUCAAACCCCUCCACCACGGUAAGGUGGUGAUUCACGGAGGGGUAAUUAUGACAUUAUUCCCGUAAUAUUUUAACUUUGUCCUCGUCACAUUACGCAUUUUUAAAAACAUCAUUUUUCAAAAAGCACAAAAAAAAACAAAAACGUAUUUUUUCCUGAAUAUUUCAACUCUACGCUACUAAAAUGAAAUUAUAUUCCCUCAUAAUGUUUAUUGUCAUACAAUUGUAACUUUGUUUUUGUUCAAAUGUGACUUUUUUUGUCUUAAUAUUUUGAUUUCUUCCAUCCAUCCAUCUUCUUCCGCUUAUCCGAGGUCGUCCAGCUCCUCCCGGCGGAUCCCGAGGCGUUCCCAGGCCAGUUGAGAGACAUAGUCUCUGUAACGUGUCCUGGGUCUUCUCCGAGGCCUCCUACCCUGAACAUCUCCCCAGGGAGGUGUCCAGGGGGCAGCCUGACCAGAUGACCGAGCCACUUCAUCUGGCUCCUCCUGUGGUUCUGCUCCAAGUUUCUCCCGCAUGACAGUGCUUCUCACCUUAUCUCUAAGGGAGAGCCCAGCCACCCUACAGAGAAAACUCAUUUCACCGCUUGUACCCGCCAUCUUGUCCUUUCGGUCACUACCCAAAGGUCAUGACCAUAGGUGAGGGUAGGAACGGAGAUGACCGGUAAAUUGAGAGCUUUGCCUUUGGGUUCGGCCCCCUCUUCACCACGACGGACCGAUGCAGAGUCCGCAUCACUGCAGACGCCGCACCAAUUCGCCUGUCCAUCUUGCAUUCCAUCCUUCCCUCACUUAAUUUUAUUGACAAUUUUUGAUUUUUCAUCUUUGCUGUUUUCUUGUUCAAUUAAAUUUUAAGAAUGCGCUGAGGGCCAAUUAAAAAACUAAAACAGCCACGGGCCGCACUUUGGACACCCCUGUUUGAAUAUUCGUAAUGUUAGCCCCUAGAACCUGGUCGUGAGCACUAGAAACGCUCCUUUUUGAAGUUGAGGCUUCGCAACACAUCUUAAAAUGCAGGCCGGAGCUCUGCCAACUGUCAGUCGGCUACAGAUGUGGGCGCUGUAAGUUUGAGCAUGUCGGUUUUCUUCAGCGAAUAGGCUAACCUAGCAUGGUGUUGAUGUGAAAAUGCGAUGUUAGCACUUUAGCAUCACAUAGCUAUGCUAGUGUUCACGUUUGUGUUGUCCCAGUCCUUUAUUUAGAAGUGCAUUGUUAAAUGAGCAUCUUACUAUUCUUGCAGCAAAUGGGUUGAAUGUGGAAAAGUUGCCACAAUAUGUCAUGGUAUUGAAUACGUCAAUACAACCUGUCUACCAGACUCCUUUUAAAAUGCCUCUAAAUGUGCGUAAACCGUCCCCGAAUAGCUUCGUCAAGUACCGUACGGCUAUUUUUGCGGCAGUGGGCGUUCUCUGGGAGUGUUACUUGUGAUUCGGCGCGCAUGUGUGGCGCGAAGCUGCCCGCUGGCAAGCCGUCGUCUUUGAUUGAAGCCGCUGCCCACAAAGUGCGCAAACUGAGGAAGCGCCUGGCAACACGCUGCUGGAGCUUGACGCUGCAGCGCCAACGCACGCCGCCUGCAUCUGCACCAACGCGUCGCCUGGGCCAGGGACAGACGUGCAUCAUGGGAUGCGGCACAGCAUUCCAACACAAACCCUGAGCUGCCUGCAGGACACUCCUCCGGCUGUGGAUGAUGGAUAGUUUAUGAUCAGGAUUAUUAUUAUUAUUAUUAUUAUUAUUAUUAUUAUUAUUAUUAUUAUUAUUAUUAUUGUUAUUAUAAGUGCAAAGAGCAAGGAGAGCCGCUGCCAACGCUGACCUUCGGGGCAUCAUCUGAAUGGAAACAUGGACACCUUCAAUGGAGGGACUUUGACUCAUCAUGUCCAGCAAUUAUGAGCAGCAGCAUCCUGGUCACUCAGUAGGGAUGUUGGCCGCCGUGGAACAUGGUCCCAUCCUGUGCAGCGACUCCAACAUCCUGUGCCUGUCGUGGAAGGGCCGCGUGCCCAAGAGCGAGAAGGACAAGCCGGUGUGCCGCCGCCGCUACUACGAGGAGGGCUGGCUGGCCACGGGCAACGGGAGGGGCGUGGUGGGCGUGACCUUCACGUCCAGCCACUGCAGGAGGGACAGGAGCACGCCGCAGAGGAUCAACUUUAACCUGCGAGGCCACAACAGCGAGGUGGUGUUGGUCCGCUGGAACGAACCCUUCCAGAAACUGGCCACAUGCGACAUGGAAGGAGGAAUCUUUGUGUGGAUUCAGUACGAAGGAAGGUGGUCGGUGGAGUUGGUUAACGACAGAGGAGCUCAAGUGAGCGACUUCACGUGGUCCCAUGAUGGCACUCAGGCGCUCAUCGCCUACAGGGACGGAUUCGUGCUGGUGGGCUCGGUCAGCGGGCAGCGCCACUGGUCCUCAGAGAUAAACCUGGAGAGUCAGAUCACCUGCGGCAUCUGGACGCCCGAUGACCAGCAGGUGCUGUUCGGUACCGCAGACGGUCAGGUGAUCGUGAUGGACUGUCACGGACGCAUGCUGGCACACGUGCUGCUGCACGAGUCCGACGGCAUCGUGGGGAUGUCCUGGAACUGCCCGGACUUCCUGGUGGAGGACAGCACGGAGAGCGACACCGACUCUGACGACAACUUCCUGCCUUUAGUGCGGCGAGUCAAGCCGUUGCUGACAGUCACCUUCAUAUCGGGAGAAAUCAGCCUAAUGAGCAACUACGACGACCUUUCUCCAGCCGUCAUUCGCUCAGGGUUGAAAGACGUGGAGGCCCAGUGGUGCUCGCAGGGUGACCUCCUGGCCGUGGCCGGGAUGGAGAGGCACGGGCUGGCCUCCGACUCGGCCUGCGCCGCCAUGACCAGGAACGCCCUGGUUAAGUUCUACAACGUCCAAGGAGAACACAUCUACACUUUGGAGACGCCUGCGCAGAGGCCCAUCACGACUAUCUGCUGGGGUCACCGUGACUCGCGCCUGUUCCUGGCGUGCGGGCCGGCGCUGUACGUGGUGCGCGUGGAGCACCGUGUGGCCAGCCUGCAGCUGCUCUGCCAGCAGGGCAUCGCCAGCGCCCUGAGAGAGGAGAAGGACGUGGGCAAGCUGAACAUGCCCUCGCUGCUGUGCUCUUACGUCACCAGUGCUUUCAUCCCCACCAUCAAGCCUCCUAUUCCGGACCCCAACAAUAUCCGCGACUUUGUCAGCUAUCCAACGACCGGGAACGAGCGUCUCCACUGCACCAUGAAGCGGGCCGAAGACAGCCCCGAGGCGGGGGGCCCCUGCUACACCCUCUACUUGGAGUACUUGGGAGGACUGGUGCCCAUCCUCAAAGGGAGGCGCAUCAGUAAAUUACGACCUGAGUUUGUCAUCAUGGACCCCAAAACUGACAGCAAAGCAGAGGAGGUGUGCGUGAACCCGAUGAUCUCGUACGCUGACAGCUGCAACUGCUCCGACUCCAGCGACAUUGAGCUGAGCGACGAAUGGGUGGGAAAAAAAUCACCCAAGUUCUCCCGGGGAAACAGAAUGAACUUGGACUCAAGAAAAUCUCCGAAACUUUCACGCACGAACCAGGAGGGCCAGCGGUCGCCACGUCUGCCGACAAAGAAGCCUCCCGUUCGUUCCCCGAGCCUGACACGCCGAGAGUUUUCUAUGGAUGGACUCACCGAGCACAACUACCUCGCACAGGUCACAUCCAACAUCUGGGGGACAAAGUUCAAAAUUGUCGGACUUGCCUCGUUCCUUCCCGCCAAUCUGGGUGCAGUCAUCUACAAGACGAGUUUGCUUCAUUUGCAACCGAGGCAGAUGACGAUUUACCUCCCAGAGGUCCGCAAGAUAUCACAUGACUUCAUGAGCCUGCCCGUCUUCAACCCCAACGUGUUCAGCGAGGACGAGGAUGACUUACCAGUAAUGGGCUCGUCUGGAGUGUCAGGAGACAAUCCGCCGUGCACGGUCAACAUUCCCAUCGCGCCCAUCCACAGCCCGGCUCAGGCUAUGUCGCCCACUCAAAGCAUCGGGCUCGUCCAGUCUCUUCUGGCUAAUCAGAACAUUCAGCUCGAUGUCCUCACCAACCCGACGGCCAACGCGGCAGCGGCGGCGGCUGCAGCAGCUGCAGCAGCCUCAGUUCCUGUUUCUGACCACAGCCAGGAUCCAGUUGCUGCACCAUACCCAGUUCCAGCCAGAUACACAACACCUGGGCAAGUGAUCUUCAACGGGUUGGACAUGGGUCCACUUCUUCCUGGUACACUGCCUCCACCACCUCCACCUCACCAUCUCCCGCCGCAGCCCCGGUCUCAGCAGCCUCGGCAACCGCCAUCCAAGCAGUCGCAACCGUCGCAAGCCCAGCAUCAGCCUCAGAAGAUGCACCAUCACCACACACAGCUUCAACAGCUGCACCACCAGCAGCCUCCGCAUCAGCAGCAGCACCAAGUCCAGCAGCAUCAACAGAUGCAGCAAAAUCCACCACAGGCGGCAAGCCACCAGCUCCAGCAGCAACAGCAGCAGCAGCAAAUCCAGCAGCAGCAGCAGCAGAUGCAGCUGCAGCACGAGCAGAUGCAGCAACAGCAACAGCAGAUGCAACAGCAGCAGCAGCAAAUCCGCCAGCAGAUCCAGGAGAUGAGGCAGCAGCAGCAGCAGCUUCAGCAGCAGCACCAGCAGAUCCAGCAGCAGCACCAGCAAAUGCAGAGGCAGCACCAGCAGAUGCAGCAGCAGCUGAAGAUGCAGAUGACGCUACCGCCGCCCCCAUCCGGCUACCCGACCAUUUCUCUACAGCAGAUUCAUCUCCUUCCUCCGAUUCCCCCUCCUCCCACCACAGAUCCAGGACUGGAUCGAGAUCACGGGCACAUGCUGAAGCCGAGCCUGCCUCGGACCUUACCCCCUUCCUUCAGUACCAGAGAUGGAUCUGUGGAGAUCCAAGUGAGAAAGGUGAACCCACCUCCUCCAUACCCAGGCACCGUAGCGUCUGCUGCUGUGGCGGCGGCAGCGGCGGCCACAGCGGAGUCGACUGCCCAAACGCUUGUCACAAACUGUGACAGCCCAAACAUUUUGGCGCCUGAGGCCUGUCUGAAGAAAGACGACUUUCUUCUUCAGCCUGUAACCUUACAGUACCCGACACCUCUGGGUUAUGAAAGGAUCACCACCUUUGACAGCAGCGGAAAUGUGGAGGAGGUUUGUCGUCCUCGAAGGCGCCUCAUGCGUAACCAAAAUGCCUACGCGGGUCAUGGCUCGGCCACAUUGAAGGUCACCUCUUCUGAGAGUAAAAAGAUUCACCUUCCCUACAGCUCAGCAACACUUAGCCGUCUUUCAGUACCUCGGUACUCAAUACCAAGUGGAGACCCGCCCCCUUAUCCAGAUCCGGCCAAUCAGGUAGCUGCCACGCUGUCUCCUCCCCAGAGAAUGGAAAGCAGCCUGAUCCACGCCACUCUUCGCCGUGACCGUAGGGAUGUGACGCUCAAAGUUCCCCCAAUGAUGGACAGUUCGCGGACCCUUCCCACCAAAGCAAAGCUGAACAGUGUGUUAGGUGUAACAUACCAGCAGAGGGUGCCCACGGCGCUGUACACAUGCACACAGUGUAGCAGCAACAGCAGCAGCACCAGUGUCAGUGUGAGUGGCGGUGGGACGUCGAGUAGUGGCAUCGCAGGCGGCACGGUGGUGAGGCAAGACUUCCCUCCUGGUAAAGGCGCACACCACAGUACCAUUAUAGUGCACUCCAAAAGUGCCUCCCAGUCGUCUUACAGUCUGCUGGGUUCUGUUGAUAGCAGCCGGGAUCGAACCGUGUACGUUAACUCCGCCUUCACCGAGGAUGAGACUUUAAGUCAGCACUGUCACCUCGACAGAUCGGUCCGGCAGAUGACCCUCAGUGAUUUGGCAGCUAAACGCCCCCCACCUUACCAGUGGGACACCACGGCCACAGAUGAGUUCUGGCUAUCUCCAGAACAAACCAUGUUGACUCCCCCACAAGGACCUCAUAAACCCCCCUCUCUCAUCAUUGGCCAGGCGCAGCACUUGGAUGUGAGUCGACUUCCUUUCGUCCUUACGACCAAACCUCCAUCCAGUCCCAGCACGAGCACUCUGACGUUCCCGUCAGGCUACCAAAUAUCACUCUCUCCCUUCCCUCCAGGUAUGGGCCACAGUAGACCCCCACUUCAGACCUUACAGAACCCUCCGAGCGAAGUGGUUCUUCCCGUCCCAUUCGCUCAGCCGGACUCCAAUUUGGUUUUGUCAACAGGCUACUCCGCAAGCUUGGCUAACUUGGCGUGCUGCACCCUUCCCCCGAUGUACCCAGGAGCCAGCUCCUGUGCUGGACUUCAGCUGCACCCUGUCAACCUGCACCCCUGGAACCCGUACCCCUGCCCGCCCCCCAUGCAAGACCCUCCUGCGCCUCCCCUCCCGACCAAAACUCAUCAGGUAUUAGAGAAGCCUAUUCUCUCUCCACCCCCUCCAGCUGCACCACCUCCGCCACCACCUCUGCCUCCCCCGCCACCACCCACAGAGCUACCCCGCUCUAAAUGUGCCACAGGAGAUCUAGCAGAGUCUGCUAACAGCUUUCCAGAGCAGCCGUCCUUAAAUGAAAGCCCGCAGGAGUCGGACCGCUUUAACAAAAAAAGCCGAAAAAGACUGGACAGUCGAGCUGAGGAGGCCAACAUGUCCUCGGUUUCUGAGGGCAGGUCCAGAAAGGAAGGUCGCACACUUUCAGAUUUCAACUCUCUGAUUGCCAGCCCACGGCUUGGCAGCAGAGAGAAGAAGAAGCCUAAGGGCCCCAGAGAGCAGCUCAACAGAACCAAGAAGAUGAGCAGGGCAGCCAACGAGUUCCAGGACAGCUCGGAGAGCGAGCCGGAGCUCUUCAUCAGCGGCGACGAGCUCAUGAACCAGAACCAAAGCAGCAAGAAGAGCUGGAAGAACAAGCGGAGCCUGCGGAUGGCCAGCGAGCUGGAAGAGAUCAAGUGCCGCAAGGCCAACGAACGCGAGGACCGCAGUUUGGGCAGCCAAGGCUUUGUUUACGUCAUGGCCAACAAGCAGCCACUGUGGAACGAAGCCACCCAGGUCUACCAACUGGACUUUGGAGGACGCGUCACGCAGGAGUCUGCAAAGAAUUUCCAGAUAGAGCUGGACGGUCGACAGGUCAUGCAAUUCGGACGGAUCGACGGCAACGCCUACAUUCUGGAUUUCCAGUAUCCCUUCUCAGCGGUGCAGGCGUUUGCUGUUGCCUUGGCCAACGUGACUCAGCGGCUAAAGUGAAGAGUGUAUUUUUGCUUUUAACGUGAAGAUAAACACACCCGCCAUUUUGCUUUUUGUGUGCCGGCUCUCCUUUUCUGUCCAUUUGUCAUCGUGGAAAAAAACAAGUUACAUUUACAGAGGUGGGGGGAGUAAAUGCUCACUUAAUUAUCAAGCUUGAUCAAGACAUCAAAUAUUAUGUUAAUGAAAUGGUUUUAUUUUCAUAUUAAAUUCUCAAAUCCUGUUUGUUGUGUUGAAAAUGCAAAAGAAUUGCUAUGGGGAAUGUAUCUCAUGAGAGUUUGUUUAUUUUUUUUAGCCCAUAAAAUGGUGCAUACACACACUGUAGUCCUAUACAUACAGUAUAUUUUAUUUUGGCAAUAGUAUAACAUAUAUAGCAUAUUUGCACAUUGCAUCACAGGCAUUAUGACAUCUUAGUGUUCACUACAUGUUGUUGGCCAAACAGCAAAGUGGCUUGGUGGUGCUCGUGAUGCUACGAAAGACUUGAUGUUGAAGGUGUUGCUUGUGUUUCCUCCCUGGAAGUCAGUCAGUGCUGCUUUAAAUAGAAAGCUGUUGUGUAGGCCUACUACCUAACUGAUGUUGUGUGUACCCGCAAAAGAAAAGACUAGGCUGCUGCUUGUGCGAGGUGUGUGUGUUUUUAGUGGGUACUUCUUCACUUGUGCAUUGACACGGCAUACACAGAUUUACCAACGAUAACAAACGUAACUGUUAGAUCUGGUGCUAAUGUACAGCAAAGAAACACACAUGCUUCUUGUUACGUUGAUGACAUCACGUCAUUUGCAGAAAGAGAUUUCAUAAUUCAAUGUCAGCUUUACAGAGUUCAGUGACAGUGUGUGUGUGUGUGUGUGUGUGUGUGUGUGUGUGUGUGUGUGUGUGUAAUAAGCAAUAGCGCUUUACUAUAUCAUUCCUUUCCUGCUAUUUUGUGAAAAGCAACAAAUAUGAUGACGUGACCAUGGGCUGAUAUUUUACAUGGAUGGACCUACAGUAUAGGCUGGCCAAAAUGGAAUAAAAAUGACUUUAAAACUUC
This is a messenger RNA of Dunckerocampus dactyliophorus (ringed pipefish), 10469 nucleotides long. RefSeq names its product TUB like protein 4b (gene tulp4b). The transcript has 16 exons. Gene Ontology annotation, molecular function: protein binding. NCBI's taxonomy places the organism in Eukaryota, Metazoa, Chordata, Actinopteri, Syngnathiformes, Syngnathidae. Bases 4109 to 9448 code for a protein of 1779 amino acids. The record is from RefSeq and is a predicted model, not a curated record.